Ectocarpus sp. CCAP 1310/34 is the source of this 2504-nucleotide messenger RNA. The record is from the annotation of a GenBank genome assembly. Lineage: Eukaryota; Phaeophyceae; Ectocarpales; Ectocarpaceae.
CACAACAACGCGCAUCCACCGCGCACCUUUAUCACUCUUCUCCCCUCCCCGACUCCACCCUUCAGGCCUCUACCUUACCCUUUGCCUUCCUCCAUCGCUACAAACUAAGGCAACUGGAUCCUCGUCCAUCUCUCUAGAGUCCGACACUCAGCACCCGAAACCAUCUACUCCUCUACCCACUCCUUGGAAAGCAUCUGCCCUUGCCACGGUUUUAGACUACACGAAAGAAUGAGCUGCAAUUUUUUCGCUUCGGUCGGCCUGAUGGCUCUUCUCGACACAGCGGCCGGCAACUACGUGGAGUACACGACCUAUGAGAACGGCGGCUGCGUAACUGCUCUCUCCGUCAGCGUCUACGCCGGAGUGCCAACGGUCAACGGCGUGCAAACCGCAGACAUGUGCCUCGAGUACGAGGGGACCGCAGAAAGCACCAGCGUGCCGUCCAGCCUGACGGACCAACAGGGUCUCCUCUCGCUCAUGCACGUGUGCAACACGACCGACCCGGGACAGCUGACGAGCACCUGGUACUCCACGGACGACUGCGAUGAGACGGCCGUGGCGUACGAGUUCAGAGAGGAUGCGACCUGCGGCGUUUCCUGCACGGAUGUUGAGCCUGACUAUGGGUCGGACGACUUCGAGGAGGCCACGAUAACUUUCUACGACACUUCCGACUGCAGCAAUGCCACGGACACCGAGGUCUACGCCAUGGUCGAUCUGUACGAGCUAUUUGAAGUGGCGGACGGGACGCCUUGCAGCGCCUCGGGGGACUUCGACCUAUACACGGUCAUCCAGUGCAGCGACGGCUCCCCUGCCGCGGUGUACUACGAGGACGCCACCUGUACCGGGGACGCCGUGGGCAUGACCUACAACCCCGGGUGCGCUGCCGUCCCCAGCAACGGCACGUAUCCGGGAGACUACUUCAUGGCGGAGUGUACGGAGGAGACCGCCGCGGUUGAGGACGACGAUACGGAGGUUGAAGACGACGACGUCGACGGGGCCACCAACUCCGCGUUUUCUCGCUUCGGACUCGGGUCCACGCCCGCAUUCUCCAUGUCGUGUGGCGUUGCGGCUGCCAGCGUUGCUAUGACAACCACCGUCUUCUUUGCCCGUUUUUGAUCGUGGUGUGACCCUGGGUCCAUGAGUAGCGCGAGCAUGUUUUUUGCUUGCCGGUUGUUCAAGGCUAUUUUACUAUCUAUGUGGUGGUGCUGUGGUUGUUGUCGAGGUUUGGUGUGAAGCCAUGCGGGUGGCAAGCAGGUUUGGUUGGUUUCGCAAACAACGUUGCUGGCAGUUUUCGUGAAAACGAGGGAGUGUGAAGAUUAUAGACUAUAUCGCGGUCGAGUUCUCGCGCAACAGCUGAGCCCCAGCGUGUACAGUUUGUUGUGGGGACAGCAUUGCUGCUGUGCACACAUUAUAUAUCACAAGAAGGCCUGUUGGUGGCCAAGAGUGGCCUGACAACCCAACGUAAUUUGGUUGCGUUAUAUAGAAGUAGUAGUCUAUUUGUUUUGGCGAUUGUGAGUAUGUUCAGAACCCGCGUGCCUUGUGCCGAGCGGCUCCAGCGAGCUGUUGCGAUAUGUAGGUAACGUGAUCCGCUCAAAAAUGGACUGACAUGGCUGUCACAAUGUAAUGCUGCCGAUCGCCCUCUUUUGGCUGAAUCGGAUGUGGCCUUUGUUUGAUUCGAAUGGUUUGUGGGCGGAGAUUUGUCGUGUUUCGCCCCGUUGAUGUUUGGCGGCUAGGCUACACCUUUCGGUACAACGACAUGUGUAUUCUAUUGUAUUGGACGCAUUGGCCGCGGUCACACAGGACGAAGUCUCCACCUUUCUGGUGGUGCUUGUCGUUUUUAAUAGCUGCUACAUUCUGUGCCGUUCCCCUGAAAUAUUGUCGGGGCGAAACAGACAGCUUGGUGUAACGAACCGGGCCUGAGUGACUCGCUGGUUGUCGUGCUCGUUGUCGAGGUGGUUGAUAGAAUUGACGAUGUUCUUGUGAGUUCAAGCUGCUGUAGUGGAAAGCCGACAUCAGCAUCACUGUGUCGAGCUGAUGAUGCAUCUACCCGUAAGUGGAAAAGGUGUGUGGGCUAGAGAUUGAUGUUGCGAGCACAGAUGUGAGCUCGAAGUAGGAGCGGGUGGUGCGAGGUUGAAACAACAUCCCGAAGCAGAGAGGGCCUCCCGGGUAGGCACUACGGAGUAGGAGAAGCUAGAAGAGCUGCGAAUAAGUUCGAUGGAAUUCCGUGGAGUGCAAUUUCUGGGAACAUCGUGCGUGAGGCCGGUGAUGAGCUGCUCAGACGAAAGCUAUUUUGAAGAGCAUGGGUUCAACAGGUUGUGCUCUUGCUUGCCUAUCUUCUAUCUAGCACAACCAACGUAGGUGUACCUGAAAACUGCUUCUUCGCUGCGUAAAUGACAUCAAAACCGUUGUUUUUGAGCAGCCGCGUUUUCAAUUACAAGUUGGGACGUCGACGCGGCUAAAAAGGAAGAGCAACGAACAACAAUAAACGAAUCGGACGGGAUGUACGC